GACGUACUUAAAAUAUUCUAGAACAGUAGCUGUCGACCGUAGCGUUGGAACGAUCCAUAGAGUCAAUGGAAAGUCGAUGGAAACGGUGUAGCGAUAAGAAUUCAUAAUACUGUCUAACAUGGCAAGAUAGCAGGACCCGAAUAUCAGCAAUAAUGGGUGAUCUUCGAAGGGGAUCGAGCUUGGUGUUGUUUACCGACAUUAUGGUGGACUUAGCCAAGAUUCCCUGUCCCCGUGUUCGUCCCCUGGAAUCGCUCUCGGCAAUACUGAUUAAAAACCCUGCCCUUACCGGAGCCGUCACGUGUGCCUUAGCAAGCCUUCUGAUACCGCUAGCCUGUCUCGUCCCAUUCCUCGGCGGAGUGAUGUUUGGUGCGUUGCUAUUGGUCGCUCUGAUUGAGUCGGGAUUUCUUAGUCACACGUGUAUUCCACGUGUUGUGUCAUUUGCAUGUGCCUGGUGCUUCACAGCAGGACUUUCCACAGUUAAAUCACUUAUUGAUAUACUUGUUAACACUGUUAUACAGUUAGUACGUAUUAUAGCUUCGUUAGCAGGUAUAAAAUUGUCACCGUUUCGUAGACGCGAUAUCACAUAUGCCAGAUUUGGGGAUGAUGACUCAACAGGAUUCAUCGAAGAGCAAGAGACUAGUUCGCACCUUAAAAGCGAUGUGGAAGGUGCACCUGAGGCCGAUAUUGAAGAUAACUGGAGCUUGGCGAAUCUCAGUCAUGACACGCUUGCAAACGAGCAGGAAGAAAUUGUUGAAAAUAGCGACUAUAACGACGUGGACCACUCGAAAUAUACUGCAACGAAUCAAGCAUCCUCCAUUGAUUCGCUCGGACUUCCAUCAGUGGACUCCGACUAUGAACUUGUACCUAGCAUUUCAGACGACUCUAUAGUGACAGCUCAGGAGAGACAUUUUUACGAGGAGGCGUUCACUGAGUUAGAGUAUGAGGACCUCGCCGAGUCAGCCUUGCCUGAUAUUGCACCGGAUUACACCACGUGGGACAUGAAGUAUUAUGAUUUUGUCGUUAACAGUUAAUAAAAUUUUGUCUUAGUACGACAUCAA
Molecule: messenger RNA, 1058 nt
Organism: Nematostella vectensis (starlet sea anemone)
Lineage: Eukaryota; Metazoa; Cnidaria; Anthozoa; Actiniaria; Edwardsiidae
Exons: 2
Coding region: 153-1031 (292 amino acids)
Source: RefSeq, a predicted model, not a curated record